Messenger RNA from Daphnia pulicaria, 7326 nucleotides. RefSeq names its product NFX1-type zinc finger-containing protein 1-like. Gene Ontology annotation, cellular component: nucleus; nuclear RNA-directed RNA polymerase complex. Bases 1 to 7086 code for a protein of 2361 amino acids. Gene Ontology annotation, molecular function: zinc ion binding; helicase activity. The record is from RefSeq and is a predicted model, not a curated record. NCBI's taxonomy places the organism in Eukaryota, Metazoa, Arthropoda, Branchiopoda, Diplostraca, Daphniidae. The transcript is spliced from 21 exons. Gene Ontology annotation, biological process: regulatory ncRNA-mediated heterochromatin formation.
AUGGCGGUACAAAGUAAUGGUGAAGCUUCAAGGCAACAGUUAAGAUAUCCCAUUUCAGCAACGAAUAAGAAUCCUCAACAUCCCUCAGAUAGUCCAAUUGUUAGAGCCCAAUUAGCUUUUCAGCAGUCAGCUGGCUCUUCAACUGCUGGAGCUACAAAUAGCCAGCAUAAGAAAUGGAUCAGGACCCAAGAAAGUGGGCAUGCUUUGUGCAAUGGAAAUUGGAGACAGCAGAAUGUUAGCUCGAGAGCAUCUGAUGUGUCUUCCACAAGAUCAGUACAUGAAGCCAAACCUGUCAUGAUGCAGGAUGGUAGUGGAGCCAAAAGGCAACAAAUGACAACUGGAUCAACAACUAAUGCAGAAGCGGAACCUGUGAUGCAGUAUGCUGGUGGAGCCAAACCAAGACUACAACAUUUUAUUAAACAGGAACAAUAUCCACAGAAAGACAGAAAAAGAGAAAAUGAGAAAGAAAGGAAUUCAAAAUGGCAUCAAGGAAAUAAUAAGCAACCUUUCAAGCACUUUCCUUUAAACUUCACCGAGGUGUUAAAGAUGAUUACAGAUAACGACCCCGGUCUUGUUGUUCAGAAAUUUGCUGAAGAAAGUACUGGACUCGGACAGUUGUUGAAAAGCAACCCUGCAAAUUGGGAGAUUGUUGAAUUGAUCCUAGCAGUGAUUGGGAACUUUUGCUUCAACAAAGGGCCCGUGCUCUUUCACAACGCUUUUAUCAAAAUCGUUCAAAUUUUGGGUGACAAUGCAGUUUUUAAGAAUUUGGAGAGUGUUAUACUCAACAUACCGAAAUCUCGAUCUUCAAAUUUGGGUUCCAAAGAAGAACGUUUGACUCGACUAAUUAGGAGCAUAAGUUAUUUGACGACGGAGAUGAUGACGGUGAUGCCAGCGCUCACCUGCGACUAUCUGGGAGAGAGAUUUUUUGAGGACGUGUGUGCUCUUCAAACUAUGCCAUCGUUUAGAGAUUUCAAUGUUAACGAUGCUUUCGACUCGCUUGAAAAAGAGGGAGCUGAUCGCCUGAAGAAUGCUUGGGAACAACACUCAAAAGCGAUAAAAUCCAAUUGCGAUGGAAAUCAAAGAGAGCUUAUCCGAAUUCAACGGCAGGAACUGAUGAUUCAUUUGAAACCGCCAGAUGAUUUUCGAGAACUCAGCGUCAUGCCUGAAUGGGAAGACGUAUGUACGGACGCCGAACCUUUCCUACGACCAAGUCUCAUCAAAGGCACUUAUCCAGACGUGGAUACAUACCUGGAUAUCCAGUUCCGACUGUUGCGUGAAGAUUUCUUAAAUCCGUUGCGAGAAGGACUUGUCGCCUUCAGAGAAAAGAUAGAAAAACAGAAGAAACAGCAAAUUCGUGUGGACAACAUUAGGCUGUAUUAUGACGUGAAGAUCGAAGAUGAUGACGACAGCUCGGUCAGCGGAAGUAGUUACAUUUUGGAUUUUUCAACCAAAGGCUUUCAACGGGUUAACUGGGAAGGCAGCAAGCGAUUGCUUUUUGGAUCUCUACUUUUGUUGUCGGCCGAUAAUUUCAACUCCUUCAUGCUAUUCACUGUCGUUGACAGAAAACCUGAGCAGCUGUCACUCGGUAGAAUUAAAGCAAAAUUUGAGGGUGAAUCUUUACCAACGUAUGCCAAGAAAGAAAAUUUUGUGAUGGCUGAAUCAUCUGUGUUCUUUGAAGCUUAUCGUAGUGUGUUGAUUGCACUCCAGCGUAUAAGUCCGGCUCACUUUCCCAUGGAAGAUUAUAUCCUUUGUCAGAAUGUUUUGCCAACUGAACCGGAAUACCUGAAAAAGACUCCUGACCCCAUCUACAAUUUGACAUCAGUACGAAAAACAUUUUCCCGUUCGUUGUCUGGUGGAAAUGCAAAUAAAGAAAAUGAGGACGACGUAAAAGUUAACAAAGAGCUUCAGCUGAACCCCGAGAGGUUGCUGUCGCAUGUGUCGAUACUCGGCCAAAGUUUGCCUGAUGCCGAAACUCUGGAACUUGAUCCAAGUCAAGCAGAAGCCCUUUAUGCCGCCUUGACUAGAAAACUAGUUUUGAUUCAAGGACCUCCAGGAACAGGGAAAACGUAUCUGGGCCUUAAAAUUGUUCAAGCACUACUGGACAAUAGGAAGUAUUGGGUAGGGGUUAAGAAACACCAGCCUCCUCCUAUUUUAGUGAUUUGCUACACAAAUCACGCGCUCGAUCAAUUCCUUGAAGGAAUCUUGAAGUUCACGACGAAAAUCGUCCGGAUUGGUGGACAGUCGAAAUGUGAAGCCCUUCAGCCGUACUCACUCCGCGAAUGGAUAUUUUCGAGAAAUCGGUUUUCUUUUACAAGUGAAGAAAGGACUGCUCAAUAUCACAAUUGGUUGUGGGAAGCCCGCGACAAAUUGCGUGACACGAAAGAUGUGCUCGAAAGUCGUCGCCAAGAACAAAAGAUUGUUGAAUCUUCUGGCAUCGUUCAUGAGAAAACCUUGUCAAGUUUGGGAGUACUAUCCAAGAGCGUGUACAGUAAAUUUUUCGCCAUGACGAAGAUGAAAUCAAGCAACUAUUCUGGUUGGUUAUUGUCUUGUUGGCUUGGAUUGGAAUCGAUUCACAUUUUAAAAGACAUCGUCUGGACUUUAAAGAAACAUUUCCCCAAAUCACAAAAGCCUCCAAUGAAAGUGUUUACAAAACCUGUUCCAGUUGUUAAUGAAUCUCACAACGAGGAAGAAUGGGAUAAAGAAGAUGUCGAGGAAAUUCAAGGAGAAAGAAUGUCGGGCGAUGAUAAUUUAUGGAAUUUCGCCGAUGCUAAGGGAGAAAAGUUGCCAAAACCUGAAUUAGAAAGAAAAAUGGCAGGAUUCCAAUUUGCCAUUUCCACUUCAAUGCUUGACGACGAAAUGAGUUACUUGUUGGAGAUUCUAGAUGAGCCAGAUUAUGGUGAUUUUGAGCCAGCUCAAUCCCGGAUAGCUCAAAUCCAGCAACAAAAACAUUUCCUCUCGGAGAUUCUUGAAAUUCUUCCAGACACCGAAAUCGAUGAUUACAAGCAGAUGAUUGAAAAAGAUCUUUGGCGCCUUUCAUACGUGGAUCGUUGGAAAAUUUACUCCUAUUGGAGAGCGAGAACUUCAGAAAUAUUGGUUGCUGAGGUAAACUCGUUGAAAAUGCAACUUCUACAGCAAACAAAUGAAAUAAAAGACAUCGAAACAAUUGAAACUGCCGAGAUUAUCCGCAAUGCCCAUGUUGUCGGAAUCACAACCACGGGAGCAGCCAAGAAUAGAGCGCUAUUAGAACAUCUGAAAUCAAAAAUCGUCGUUGUUGAAGAAGCAGCCGAGGUAUUGGAGGCACAUAUUGUGACGUCUUUGUCGUCCUCUUGCGAGCAUUUGAUUUUAAUUGGCGAUCAUCAACAGCUACGGCCUCCUACAACAGUGUAUGCAUUAGCGAAGGAUUAUCACUUGGAUGUUUCACUCUUUGAGCGUUUAAUAAUGAACGGGGUGGAGCCAAGUGUUUUGGGUGUUCAACACCGAAUGAGACCCGAUGUUGCCCGACUGAUUGUUCCUGCUAUUUAUCCAAAUUUGGAAAACCACCAGUCGGUAACGAGAUACUGGAAUGUGCCUGGAAUGGCAGAAAAUGUCUUUUUCCUGUCGCAUUCGGAACGAGAAAAGGGAGACCUAUCGGAUCAAGAAAGCCGCAGCCACUUGAACCCGUAUGAAGCAGACAUGGCCUUGGCUCUAGCUCGCCACCUGUUGAUGCAAGGCCUGGAACCAAAGCAAAUCACUAUAUUGACAACUUAUUCCGGCCAGUUGUUGCAUUUCAAAAAGUUGCGAAAAAGUCACGCGAUUCUUCAGGACGUCCGCAUCUCGAUUGUUGACAAUUUUCAAGGCGAGGAAGCAGACAUAAUCAUCCUGUCUUUGGUGCGAAGCAACGACGAAGCUCAAAUUGGAUUUCUCAAGACAGAAAAUCGCGUUUGUGUUGCCCUUUCUCGUGCCAAGAAAGGAUUUUAUCUUAUUGGCAACAUGGGAAAUUUAGCAGCGAGUAGUAAACUCUGGCGAGAAGUGAACAAAGUUUUGACAUCGAACGGACAGAUUGGACCCUAUUUCGACCUACAAUGUGGAGUGCAUCGUACUAUCAUAAAGGCCAAUCAAGUUUCCGAUUUUCCGCCAGAGGGUGGAUGUUUCCAAAAGUGUCUCACUCCGAUGCCCUGUGGACACACAUGCCGCAAACUUUGCCAUUUUGAAGAUCGCGAGCAUACGCGACAAAAUUGCCUCGAAGCCUGCUUGCGCUCCUGUUCUGUUGGCCAUCGUUGCCCCAAACGGUGUUACGAGGAUUGUCAUCCUUGUUUGACGGAAAUUCCGAAAACUCUUUUACCUUGCAAUCACACUCAAAUAACCGAGUGUCACAAAGACCCGCGAAAGGAAUAUUGUCUUACAAAAGCUUUCCAAACUUGUCAACACACAAUUGAACUAGACUGUGAUUGCGAUCAUAUGUGCAAUCGCAUCUGUCACCAGAGAAAAUCGCAUGCCAAAUUGCCGUGCACCCAACCGUGUCGCCGCUUGACCUGCCCUGAAAAACAUCCUUGUCCAAAGCAGUGUUCUGAAAAGUGCGAAAAAUGUGUCGUUGAUGUGAUUAAGAAACUGCCUUGUGGCCAUGAUGGGGAAAUCAAAUGCUGGCAGCUCCCCAAAGACAUCUACUGUAAAAUCAAAGUUGAGAGAACUCUUUCCGCCUGCGAGCAUACGGCCUUUUUCGACUGUAGUCAAUCCACUGAUGGAUACAAAUGCACUCGCCAGUGUGGGAAACUGCUGUGUAACGAUGGGCACAUAUGCCGGAAGCCUUGCUGUGAACCCUGUGGCCCUUGUAAUAAUCAAGUGAAGCGCACAUUAAGCUGCGGCCACGAGAGACUGACGGCGUGUUACAAGGAUCCUCUGACAAUCAAAUGCAAGUUCCCGAAAGAAGUUAUUUUACCCGAUUGCGGCCACAAGGUCGAAAUCGCCUGUGCCGAUAAUCCCGAAACAGCUCUCUGCCCAAGACCUUGUGACACUCGUCUCAAUUGCGGCCAUCAGUGCACGGAAUCCUGUCAUGUCAAAAAUGAUCCUCACCACGAAAUCUAUCUCUGCAAGAAAGCGUGCAGUCGGAAUAAAGAAGAUUGCAAACGGGAUCACAAGUGCGGAAGGAAAUGUUACGAGGAGUGUGACCCAUGUAUCAUCAAGAUCGAACGCCAAUUACCCUGUGGCCAUUCUCAAGUUGCAGAAUGUUGUCUAAAUGAUGAAGAAAUCAAUUGCAGGGAAAUGGUCAACAAAACUAUUCCUGAGUGUAUGCAUUUGAUUCGUGUUGAGUGUUCCACCAUUGCAAGUCGCCAGUUGUGCAAACAGCCGUGUGAACAAGUUCUGAGUUGUGGUCACCCAUGUAAAAAGAAAUGCAUGGAAACGUGUUCCUCUUCAGAUUGCCAAGAACUAGUACAGACUACCGUCUUAAGUCCCUGUGGUCACCCCGUGCUGAAGACUUGCAGUGAUUUUAAUUCAUCUCCUGAAGUGACAGAAACACAGUUGGAGAAAUUUCUACAAGAGUGCCCACAAAAGUGUGACGUCAACUUGCCUUGCGAGCAUUCGUGUAAAGGAUCCUGUGGACAGUGUUUCAACUGUCGUCUUCACAAAGCCUGUCAGGAAAAAUGUGGACGAACACUAGUUUGCGGACAUAACUGUGGUGUGAAUUGUGCCGCGUCUUGUCCUCCUUGCAAGAAACCGUGCGAAUAUCGUUGUCGACACAGCAGAUGUCGCAAGAAUUGCUGCGAGCCCUGCGUCGAUUGCGUUGAACCCUGUGGUUGGAAAUGUGAACAUUACUCGUGUUCACUCAAAUGUUUUGAAUUUUGCAUCCGGCCACGUUGCGAUGAACCCUGUCGGAAACGUCUCCCGUGCGGCCAUUUAUGCGUUGGGCUCUGUGGGGAAGUCUGCCCUCCUCUUUGCCGUGUUUGCCACAAGGACCAGCUGACGGAAUUCAUUCUUUAUGGCAACGAAGAAGAAGAUGACGCCAGAUUCAUCUAUUUGGAAGAUUGUAAGCACACUAUAGAAGUAGAAGGGAUGGAUCACUGGAUGGAGAUGAAGGAAGAAGAAACUCGUGAAAUCCAAAUGAAAUGCUGUCCGCGCUGUAAAACUAUCAUCCGCUCAUGCUACCGCUACGGGAAUGUCAUCAAGCGAAAUUUCGGAGACAUUGUUGAAGUCAAGAGAUUGCUUUUACGUUCUCGUACCAGCUCAAAGGAUUUCGCCGAGAAGCAUCUCAAGCAGAUUGUGGCAUCCAUUGCUGUAAAUAGGGAGCUGACUACUCAACUUGACCACAGUAUCACGGAUCUCAUCAUCUUUAGACUGGAAGAAAUUCGGAAUUCUCUAAUUCCUACUGUUGUACGGAAAAAACCUCAGUAUAGAAGUUUGGAUGAAGAUACGCGCUCUGUGAUUCAAGUUCAAGUUGAUGUCAUAGAGAGAGUUUUAAGCGUCGUAAAAAAGGCCCCAGCAUCUUCAUCGAAGGAUAAUCAAGUCCCAGUUUUGUCGAUGAGUCGCCCUUUGCUGGAGGAUCUUCUAAAUCGAACACAACAACUUCUUUCAUCGCUAUUCAACCGCAAACGAUUUUCGUCUCAGGAACACGAAUGUUUCAUUGCCGAAGUCUACCGCUUGAAGUUAAUUCGAGCCUUCUUCUUGUUGAAGAGCUCCAUUUAUAACCAAGAUUCUUUGAUAAGUGAAGAAAAUCGACAGGUAGAAGAACUGUUGAUGAAGAAUGUGAAACCACUGAAGGAUGAAGAAAUCGCCACGAUCAAAGAUAUUUUGCAGAGGAUGGACAAAAAACUUAAGACUGGACUUGGCAUCAGUGAUGUUGAACGGGAGCAAAUCGUUGAAGCCCUGAAAAAUGGAAAGGAUAAAAUAACACAGGGCCACUGGUUCAAAUGUCCAAACGGCCACAUCUACGCAAUUGGAGAGUGCGGUGGAGCGAUGCAGGAAGCAAAAUGCAACGAAUGCGGAGCACCGAUUGGCGGAGGGAAUCAUAGGCUGCUCUCGGGCAAUCGCCAUGCAGGCGAAAUGGAUGGAGCUCGAUUUGCUGCAUAUUCAGAGGAGGCGAAUAAUAUGGCCAAUUUUCAAAUGGACGAUUAAGUUUAUCACUCAUCUAUGUGAAGUGUUGACGGCCUUAAUUAGUUCAAUUAGUAUUUUUUGUUUGCUUUGUUGUUGGUUGUCAUAGAUAAUCCAGUUGGCCUAAACCUUUUUACCGAAAUUUCCUCAUGUUUCGCUGAGUAUGUCCGUUAACUUAGCUUUGUGGUAUAGCUAUCGUAAUCGAGUUAAGACUUUAUUUUGUUCGAAAUUAUUUGUGGUAUGAUACAGUGAAUUUAACCGAGA